This is a messenger RNA of Sporothrix brasiliensis 5110, 588 nucleotides long. RefSeq lists its product as uncharacterized. The transcript has 2 exons. Gene Ontology annotation, molecular function: phosphatidylinositol binding. The record is from RefSeq and is a predicted model, not a curated record. The coding region runs from base 1 to 588 and encodes 195 amino acids. NCBI's taxonomy places the organism in Eukaryota, Fungi, Ascomycota, Sordariomycetes, Ophiostomatales, Ophiostomataceae.
AUGGGGGUUUUCAAAGCAACAGGAUUCGAAAAAGAGUGCGACAAGGCAGCUCGGAUACUGCAUGACUUUCUUGGCUUCCGGGCCGCCAUGUACCUCGCCGGUUCUGGGGGCUCGGGCAUCGUUCUUGCGCGUCUUCCAGACGGGACCUGGUCGCCUCCGUCUGCCUUCUCGGUGCGGUCCGGCGGCGUCGGUCUCGCGUACGGCGUGGAUGUAUACGACUGCGUGUGUGUGCUGAACACACACGCCGCCGUCGACGCGUACACAAACCCGGAAAUGUCUUUUGGUGGCGUGGUGGCCCUCGCCGCUGGACCCAUUGGUGGCACAGCAGACAUGAAGGAAAUCAAGCCGGUCUGGACAUAUACGAAGUCACGGGGCCUCUACGGUGGCCUGACCCUGGACGGCACUGUGAUCAAGGAACGACCCGACGUCAAUGCCGACUUCUACGGAGCGAAACUCACCAGCGCACAAAUCUUGAAUGGCGAAAUUCCAGCUCAAGAUGGAGCAGGCAAGUGGCCAGCAGGCGGGAAGAAACUUACAGAGGUCCUCCAAAUGACCGAGCGUAAAGGCGCCGAUGCAAAAGUUCCCUAG